AUUAUAUACCGGUUGUACUAUAAAUGCUAAGCCUAUCAGUACGUUGGGAUUGAGCUGUGCCGUAUUGCAUAGAGUAAUUAGCACGUGAAUUAUGCUAGCAUAUGCUGCGUGGCAGCUUGUGCUAACUAGCCUAACCCAGUGUCCGUCAUAUUCGCACCAGCACAGCCUUCCCUGGCUUACAAGACUCUAUAUUUCCCAAGCUGUCUGGCUCAUUGUCACUAAUCGCUUGAAUUGGUUGGAAAAUAUUUCCACGUCGUCCUGUCAUCCAUCUUGUACCACUCUGGAGAAUGUGAGCUUAGAAUAGUUAUUCUAUUAAUUUUUCUGUGUGGGUUCCAAGUCUGUUAUUAGUACAGUAUCUUGUCUAGCAAUGUAUCACAGGCUGGCAAUUUUGUGUUGCUAUGGAGCGCUGUGGCCGCCAGCCCAGAGGCUUCUUAGAGAUCAACGAGAGUUUGAAGACCCACAAAAUAAUAUGGGGCAAAUAUCAGUGUUUCAGGAUAAUCAUCUAGCCAAUCAUGCAUUGGCCCUGGGAACGGGGCCAUCAGGUUAUUCCUCUCCGUACGUUAUUCCUCUCCGUACGCUAUUCCUCCCCAUACGCCAUUCCUCCCCAUACGCUAUUCCUCUCCGUACGCUAUUCCUCCCCGUACGCUAUUCCUCCUCAUACGCCAUUCCUCUCCGUACGCUACUCCUCCCCGUACGCUAUUCCUCCCCAUACGCCAUUCCUCCCCAUACGCUAUUCCUCCCCAUACGCCAUUCCUCCCCAUACGCUAUUCCUCCCCAUACGCUAUUCCUCUCCGUACGCUAUUCCUCUCCGUACGCUAUUCCUCCCCGUACGCUAUUCCUCCCCGUACGCUAUUCCUCCUCAUACGCCAUUCCUCUCCGUACGCUACUCCUCCCCGUACGCUAUUCCUCCCCAUACGCCAUUCCUCUCCGUACGCUAUUCCUCCUCGUACGCUAUUCCUCUCCGUACGCUAUUCCUCCCCAUACGUUGUUCCUUGAAUAUCAGCUAACGCAAGUCCGGACGGACCCUCUUGUUAAAGGUGACAUUGGCAGUACAGCAAAUGACGAAAAAUAUGGAUUGGCAUUCUUCAACUUUGCAAAAAGCGAAAACAAAAAAUAA
Molecule: messenger RNA, 1117 nt
Organism: Talaromyces proteolyticus
Lineage: Eukaryota; Fungi; Ascomycota; Eurotiomycetes; Eurotiales; Trichocomaceae
Exons: 3
Coding region: 368-1117 (249 amino acids)
Source: RefSeq, a predicted model, not a curated record